ACUUUGUGUCCUGGUAACCCACAUACCAUGUGUGUGCAUGUCAACAUUUCCCAAAGCAAGGGCAUUGAUGGAAAAGUCUUUCACCUGCGGUCUCUAUUUACAUGGAUAACAGUGUUUCCCCACAUGAGGUCCCUGGACUCCUCCUUGACGUGUCUGUACCUUUACCUGGCCUCAGCUACUCUGUCAGCUCCUCUGAUGGUACAGCCUGCCUGUGCUGCUGCCGCUGCUGGGACACAAACACAGACAAGCUGCGAGUACUAGCACACGCCACAAACACAGAGACAGAAGGAGAUCAGGCUGCCAGGCAGGCAGAAGGACAGUCGGACUGAGGGAAACGCACACCACCAUGGGAUGCUGCAGCAGAAGGUGCGGGCUGAUAGCCGGAGCUGUGUUUGGGGCGGUGGUAGCCACCGUGGGAGUCAUCCUUAUCCCAGUGGGGAACAGCAUCAUUAAGAAGACAGUGGAGAAGGAAGCCGUCAUUGAGCCUGGAACGACAGCUUAUGACAACUGGGUGUCCGCAGGAGCGGCGGUGUACAGACAGUUCUGGUUCUUUGACGUGGCAAACCCGAUGGAGGUUUUGCAGCAUGGCGCAAUUCCAAUGGUAUUAGAAAAAGGACCUUACACGUAUAGGACAAGAUAUCUUCCCAAAGAGAACAUCACAUUCCACGCUGAUCAAACUGUCUCCUUCCUGGUGCCCCUGGGCGCCAUCUUUGAGCCAUCCAUGUCAGUGGGAUCAGAGGAAGACGAGGUCACCUCCCUCAACCUGGCUGUGGCUGGUGGCUAUACAGUAUUUCAGGAUCAUCAUAUUUUGGAGAUGCUAAUACAAUUAAGCAAGUCCUCCCUGUUCCAGCGGCGUACAGUCAAGGAACUGCUGUGGGGUUACACAGACCCCCUACUGAAAAUACCAAUGGGCCUAUUUGUACCUUACAAUGGUACCUAUGAUGGCAGCUACACUGUCAACAGUGGAAAGGAGGACAUCUCAAAGGUGGGAAAAAUUGAGAAGUGGAAGGGAGAAAGGACUUUACCUUUCUGGAACAACACGUACUGUGACAUGCUCAAUGGGACAGAUGCUUCAUCGUUCCGUCCCUUUGUGGACAAGAGCAAGGAUCUCUAUUUCUUCUCAUCAGAUAUCUGCAGAUCUGUGUCAGCUGGCUUUGAGGAGAGCCUAGAUCUGAAAGGGAUUGAAGUAUACCGCUACACCUUGCAGCCAAACAUCCUGGCCGCACCUUCUGUCAACCCAGACAACCAGUGUUACUGCACAGAUCCGGUGGUCACCAAGAACUGCACCAUGGCUGGAGUACUGGACAUCAGCACCUGUACAGGAAAUAAACCCAUCUACAUCUCUCUGCCCCACUUCCUGUAUGGCAAUGCCGAACUGCAUGAGAAUGUGCAGGGCCUCCAUCCCAACGAGGAGCAUCAUUUCACCUACCUGGAUGUGGAACCUACAACUGGGUUCACCUUGAGGUUUGCCAAGAGAAUUCAAGUGAAUAUGAUGUAUGGACCAUCACAGAUCAUCACGGUGUUAAAGAAAGUCAAGGAUUAUACCAUAUUCCCCAUUGUUUGGAUGAAUGAGACGGCUGCACUGGAUGAUGAAACGGCAGACAUGUUUAAGAAGGAGCUCUUCUCCCGCAUGGAUAUGUUGAAGACAAUUCAGUGGACACUGCUGGGCAUAGGUCUGGCCAUCUUCAUCCCGUGUCUCAUUAGCUGCUUGGUGUGCAGGAAUUCUCAGCGCUCUCAACAAAAGUAUGGGUGAAGUGAAUCAUGUCGAAGAGUCUGCUGUGUGUGAAUCGCAGGGCAUAGUGUAUUUAAGCUGCUAUGGGACAUCAAACCAAUUUCAUAUAGACUUGCACUUUUUUGUAAUUUCAGUGUUAUUUAUAAUAUCGUACCUCCUUUGAUAUGGGGGGAAAUACUGUGAUUUUGUAAAGCUCAAGAGCUGAAUUACUUUGCCAAGUAUCGAUUUAAUUGCAAUCACCCUAACUUUAACUCGGUCAGGGAUUUCUCGAGGGAGCGCAAAUGGAGACUCCUCUUAACUGUCAGGCUAUCAAUCCGCACUGAGCAGAAAUGACUUUGCUUGACAUCCUAUAAAAUAAAAUGUACAUGAAUCUAAUAACUUAUCGUAUCUUUUGCUGAACUGUGUUGAGAACAAAUACAAAAGCUGAAAAGGAGAUUUUCAUUUGGUGUCUUAAUUCUUGCAUUAGGUUGUUCAAAACCGGCUAGCGUUCCCGUCCGUAGUUUGUUGCGCUGCUGGAACAAACCUCCGCAUUGUGCACACUGCAGCAAAAUGAUUUGCUUUCCUCUUUGCAUUGAGUGGCCCAUAAAUCAAAAAGAGUAGUAAAAAUGAACUUGGGUAUGAUAUUGCUGUGGUUAUGAAUGGUUUGCUUGGUGAGAAAGCAGGAUUUAUGCCCAGCAGGAAGCCUCUCUUCGAUUUUAUGGGUUUUAAAUGACUCUCGGCAGCCCCCUGAGUGUCUUUUAUUUUACUAUUUGGCCUGAAUUUAACAUGUCACACAUAUAAGGGGGUUCUUCACUGUGAUUAAAGCAAGCAAGUCUUACACAUUUUCCUUGAGAUGGCGCAAUUUGGAAACUUGGGGUAUCUCAGGUACCACCAGCCUUUGAAAUUCAGGACGGAAGUUUGAAAAGCUGGACUUUCUUAAGCAUCUGCUGUCAAAAUUCACACACUGUGAUAAUCUUCUGAGAAAUAGUUUUGGAAAAUACGCUCAUUCACUUGAUUUGUCACAAGCCAGAUGAGGAGAUCAAUAUCACUCCUUAUGGUAAAAAGGAAGCUACGGUCAUUAGCAUGUUAGCUAAGCAAAAAGAUGUGGAAACAUAACCCUCAAUAAAACCAAAACUAGUUUUU
Messenger RNA from Scatophagus argus, 2854 nucleotides. RefSeq names its product CD36 molecule (thrombospondin receptor) (gene cd36). Gene Ontology annotation, molecular function: scavenger receptor activity; low-density lipoprotein particle receptor activity; low-density lipoprotein particle binding. NCBI's taxonomy places the organism in Eukaryota, Metazoa, Chordata, Actinopteri, Scatophagidae. Gene Ontology annotation, biological process: lipid storage; lipoprotein transport; receptor-mediated endocytosis. Gene Ontology annotation, cellular component: caveola; cytoplasm; cell surface. The transcript is spliced from 13 exons. Bases 347 to 1753 code for a protein of 468 amino acids. The record is from RefSeq and is a predicted model, not a curated record.